AUGGCACCCCAAGCACGUACCAAUCACCGCAUUUAUGCCUCCAACUCGAGCACUUAUGGGUUCCGGCUCGUCGAUAGCGAUCACACGAUGGAUACGUUGUCGAGUCAAGGCAGGAAUUCCAUCUACAAGAUGAAAAUUGACUCGAUGUUCGAUGAUUCCAGAUCAAUAAUCAGUCAACGUUAUGAUGACGGGAUGCGACACAGACGACGAUCCUCCUCAAAUUACGGCAGCGGCAGCAUGAGAUCGACACGUUCCAGCAACAACAGCACGAGUGUCGGGCAUCACUCGUCAAAUUCCUCGAAUCGCGUGAGCAACAGUGUGCAAGCGCAAAUCGAACGGAUGUUCAGUGAUGUCGAGAACGAGACUGUGUCAUGUAGUUUUGCGGUGCGCUGUUUGGGCUCGUUGCCCCUAAAAGAUAAAGUUACGAGUUUAAGUGGGCUGCAAGAGCCAUUACGACAAUUGUACCUGACUGGAGCGGGAGUUCAUGGCAAUCAAAAUGCGGGAACAUUGGAAAUUUGUCCUUCGGGUCUCCGGAUUAAGAUGACGAACAAUCGCAACACAAUUAUUACGCCCUUUUCGAAUAUUGCGGUAUGGUCUGCCGUGAAAUUCGUCGUUUCGCAAAGUGAGGGCGGCGCAGCUUUCUUGCCAUUGAUCACAGAUCCUGAAAAUAUCGAUAAAAGUUGUCUUUUUAGGCCAUUAAAUGCUGCUGACAAACGACGCCUUUCCUCGGGCAUUCACUCCCCCUUGUUUGCUGUCGUCAUGCGAUCGACGGAUAACGCUCGACAAUUGGAAUGCCAUGCUUACGUGUGCCAAUCUCCCGAAACAGCAAUCGUGCUAGCAGCAACGUUAUAUCAAAGUUUAAUGGCGCACAUGAGUAACAGCAAGAACAACAGCAAGAAAAAGGUGAAAACGCACAACGGAAUAAGUCGCAUGAGUGUCGCAAGUAGCCAAGCAACGACAAAUUUGGUGCAAUCCAUUAAGCCGCCAUCAAUUUUGCGUUCAGACAGUCAAAAAUCAUCGAAAUAUGGAUCAGUUCAGGGCGGGCGACGCAAACGACGACCUACAAAUAGUUCUGUAGAUCAAGGAGGGCGAGAUAUUAUCCGAAGUGCCUUGAUCGAAGUGUCGAGCGAGGAGCGUUCGAAGAAGAAAUCGAGCAAAAGUCGUCGUGCGCCGCCAAUUCCGACAGAACCGCCCCCAGUAUUAUGUAAGAAAAUCUCAAUUGAUGCAUAUAACGCUUCCAUGUCGUAUUUGGAGAAAGAUCGCAAACUGCGGAACAAAACGUCUCCCGAAUCAGAAAUCUCAAAGGACAAAUCGCCGGCACUUUCUGAGAAACCCUUGCCCAAUGCAACCGAGAGUACGGGAGAUAUUCUGACAAAAGUGGCCAUUCCUCGUUCGGGCAGCUUCCUCAAUACCGGAGGACUUACGAGAUACAAGUCGAAGAACAACCGACGCAAUUUGAAAGGAAGUCCCACGAGUUUAGGAGGCGGCGGAGGAGGAUCUCCCCUCGGAUUCAGCGAACUUUUCCAAGAAUUCCGUCUUCAGGAGAAUCUUCAUUCGUUGGAUGAGAUUUUAAAUGCGAUCAUUAACACAGAUGGCAUGUCUUACAACAACUUGAAGCCCAUUUACAAGGAAUUUUUGUUAAAAUUGGCGGUUACAUUGACAAAAGAUGAAUUAUAUCAACGUUCUAAAAGCAUCAUGAGACGACAGAAGAAGAAAAAGGUUAAGAAACAGAAAAAACAACAGACGAAACGCAAAUCGUUCGUAAGUGUCAUCGGACUGAAGCAAGUCUUCAAAUUUGGGCAUUUUCGGAACGGUAAAGCGACAAAAGACUCCAAAAUCGUCGUUAAAGCGAAGGGAAAAGGGAAAGCGCAUCACUUUCGUUCUGUCACAAGCGGAUCAGAGGUAUCAGUGGUUGGGCGUCAUGAGCAUACCAUAAGCGGGCAACAUCGGAAUAGCUCAAGCGGUUAUGUUUCGUGUUCCGAAUGCAGUUACGACUCAGAUGCGUGCACAUGCGCAAGUGCGGAUCGUUGUUACUGCAGCAUGGGCGGCGAUAGUCACAACGAGUUGCAUGCCAAACUGACAAAAUGCAAAUCGACAAAUUCCGGUACGAGACGUGAUUCACUACCUUCAUGCAAUUCCGAAGAUAAGUGUUAUUGCUCGAUGCCAGAAUCGUCGGCGGCGAGCACAUGCAGCUCUGAUAGUUGCGCGAGCGCCGACAAAUGCUAUUGUGCCGUUGUCCGCAAAAGUACAAGCAGCAAAAAUAACAGUAACAGUAACAAGGAAUCAAAGUGUGCCAAUAAUUUGUCGUUGGACUAUGAGCUUUUUACGACGGGCGAUGGAUCGCGACAUGUGAAGCCGGUUGAGGCGUUGAGUGUGAAGAAAAGCGUCGAAGCAGCUGCCUUGUUUGCUGACAUCAAAUUGAGCCAAACGACAGACAUUAAGAACUUGGGAGGCGGCAAAAAGGAUAAAAAGCAGAAGAAAAGUGACGCAAAAGUUGAGGAAAAAAAGCAGAAAAAGGACGGAAAGCGAGACAGCAAAGAAAUUAAUACGUCGAUAAAAUCAUCGUCGUCGGAAGUCGUUUUGCGACGCAACGAACAUCAGAAAAAUGCCCUUCAAAUCACAAAAUCUAAUGGAUAUUAUCAGACAAUACCACCUAGACCUAUCAGUACCUCCCUCGAAGACUCGUUGGGAUAUUUGCCUUGA
Messenger RNA from Culicoides brevitarsis, 2703 nucleotides. RefSeq lists its product as uncharacterized. Lineage: Eukaryota; Metazoa; Arthropoda; Insecta; Diptera; Ceratopogonidae. The record is from RefSeq and is a predicted model, not a curated record. The coding region runs from base 1 to 2703 and encodes 900 amino acids. The transcript is spliced from 7 exons.